AUGGACAGCGAAGACAUCCUCGCCGAGAUCCUCCUCCGUCUCUCCCCGCAUCCUUCCUCCCUGCCUCGCGCAUCCCUCGUCUGCAAACGCUGGCGGCGCCUCGUCACCGACCCCGGCUUCAUCCGUCGCUUUGCCCACCAUUGCAAGCAACCCAUCAUCGGCGUAUUCUUUGCCUUAUUCCGCGGCAAGCCCUCCUUCAGGCCGACGUUGGAUCCGCCGGACUCCAUCCCGCCCGACCGCUUCUCCCUCCGGCUCGAGGGCGACUCCUGGCACUUCCACGGCUGCCGCCACGGCCGCGUGCUCCUUACCAAGAACCUCUGCGGCCACAUUCAGCAGGUGCUGGUGUGGGACCCUGUCACAGGCGACCAGCGCUUCCUAGGCGUUCCACGGCACUUGGAGGAUGUUUGGAGCACGCGCAGAGUGGCAUCGGCCGUCGUCUGUGCUGCCGGUGGCAAGGGCGGCGUGCACGGGGGCUUCCACUCGAGCCCCUUCAAGGUGGUUUUAUUGUGCAACAAUCAGGCCGUCGCUGCACAAGUCUUCUCAUACGUUUACUCAUCAGAGACCGGUGCCUGGGGCAAUCUCAUUUCGGAAUCGGCUCGGUCGCUGGCCACGGUUAACUCUCGACACAUCAUGGUUGGGAAUUCCCUGUAUUGGUUUGUUUUUGCUCGUGAGGUUCGCAUCCUCGAGUUUGAUAUGGACACGGAGAGCUUCGCGGAGAUAGAGAGGUGCCAUCGGAGGCCUAUGUCGGGCACCGGCACAAUGGCCUCUACUUAA
Aegilops tauschii subsp. strangulata is the source of this 774-nucleotide messenger RNA. RefSeq lists its product as uncharacterized. Gene Ontology annotation, molecular function: protein binding. NCBI's taxonomy places the organism in Eukaryota, Viridiplantae, Streptophyta, Magnoliopsida, Poales, Poaceae. The record is from RefSeq and is a predicted model, not a curated record.